AUGACCUUAGUGUACCUUAUAACCGGAGCCAAUCGUGGAAUUGGUUUCUCUUAUGUUAAAGAAUUAUCAAAAAGACCAGAUGUGAAAAUUAUUGCAACCACCAGAAGCGUUGAAAAUUCAACUGAACUUCUUCAAUUGAAGGAAGAGACAAAGAAUAUCGAAAUUGUCAAGCUCGAUGUUAGUUUGGAAGAGAGUGUGGAUGCCUUGGAUGAACAAUUGAAGGAAGUCGCACCAGAUGGAAUUGACAUCUACAUUGGAAAUGCUGGAAUUGCGCAAGCCGGCUUUACAGUUAUUGAUGCUCCCCGUGACGUCUGGGUUAAACACUACAAGACCAAUGUUUUGGGGCCAAUUUUAGUGUUCCAAGUAUUGUAUCCAUAUCUUUUGAAGAAAGGUACAAGAAAGGCUGUAUUUAUUUCAAGUGUUGCCGGCUCAAUUGGCGGUUACCUUGCCUAUCCUAACUCUGCCUACGGUCAAUCCAAGGCAGCCUUGAACUACUCUGUAAAGGAAAUUAGUAGCGAGUUAGAUGCCGAAAAUUUCACUGUUCUUGCAUUGCACCCAGGUUUGGUCAAAACCGACAUGGUUAAAAAACUAUUAGAAGGUUUGGAUAAGGAAAUGCUCAAGGCGAACAACAUUAAACCAAUUGAACCAGAAGAUAGUGUACUUCAACAGCUUGAAGUCAUCGAUAAAUCAACAAGAGAAUCGAACGGAAAGUUCUUUACUUACGAGGGUGAAGAGUUUCCAUGGUAG
Dujonia railenensis is the source of this 747-nucleotide messenger RNA. The record is from the annotation of a GenBank genome assembly. NCBI's taxonomy places the organism in Eukaryota, Fungi, Ascomycota, Pichiomycetes, Serinales, Debaryomycetaceae.